Molecule: messenger RNA, 7667 nt
Organism: Pundamilia nyererei
Lineage: Eukaryota; Metazoa; Chordata; Actinopteri; Cichliformes; Cichlidae
Gene: galnt2
Product: UDP-N-acetyl-alpha-D-galactosamine:polypeptide N-acetylgalactosaminyltransferase 2
Exons: 17
Coding region: 1168-2874 (568 amino acids)
Biological process (GO): protein O-linked glycosylation
Cellular component (GO): Golgi apparatus
Molecular function (GO): polypeptide N-acetylgalactosaminyltransferase activity
Source: RefSeq, a predicted model, not a curated record
CUUAAACUCAUUAAUCUCUUUAUUGAUUAAUCAGUGGAUUAAUUGAUUGUUUGUCUGCAGUUCAAAAUCAAAAACCUAUUGUUAGACCAAGAGGCGUCAAUUAUGAACUUUAAUGUUCCUGGGAGGAUCAAAGGUAGGAAGAUCUUAACCACUUCAAUAUUGUAAAGUGGCUCCACAUGUUGAGGAACUCAAGAUUUUUGCUUUAGGAUACAAGUGAUGGAAAAGCAGUAAAUAGUCACAGUUUAAGUUUACAAAGGGAAGAAGUCUGGCAUUUUUAAUGGAAAAAAAUAUUAUUAAUAAUUAAUUUUACAGUAAAAUAGCUCAGUAUUGUUAUUUUCUGACCAUUCAUUAGAUUAAAUACGAAUAUGAGUGAGAAAUGACACAAAAGGUUCCACUGUGGGAUUCAUUUUUAUGGAUUUCACACCAAUCUAAAGGAAUGGAUGCAGUUCUCAUUGUUCCUUUGCUGUCCCAGAUCUUUUUACUGAAAUAAACCUAUUCCGAUGUGCAACAUCAUGGGGAGGAAGGAGACAUGGAAAAGAAGUAACUCUUCAACCCCCCAAAAACAAACAAGCAAACAAACAAACAAACAAACAAAACCUCUGCGCUGUCUCUACCUUUAAUGGGUCAGUUCAUGUCAGGGCAAUGAAAGGUUUAAACGGGAAGAUUUCGUUUUCAGUUUUUAUACCCGGUUUGCAGCAGGGAGGAUAUCUCUGGCGCCCCUACCGACUCCUUAGAGCGUAUGCGGCUCCACACAGAGUGAAAUCACGAUGAUCACACGUCCUCUCUCACAGCUCCCACAGACACAUAACUGAACGUUUACAAGUCAUUUCCUUCGGGGACUAUCCAGCCCCUGUUUCUCGGUUUCAGUAAGGAACCGCUCGGUACAGCUUGACUCGCUGACGGCUCCGGCCCUCUUCCAGGCCGGUGUUUUGAUUGGAUUAGAGUCGGCUAGCCUUUGCCCUCUAACCUCGCUGAUGUUUGCUUGCUGCUUCCUGCUCGCUCCGCUCCGCCUGAUCGACUGACGAAGCCUGCCGAAGCCGCUCGGCGAAGCGCCCUGCACGGACACAGCAGACCGGGACAAGCCGCCGCUCACAGCCGAAAGGAGAGCCGAGCAGGGGAAGCCGCGAAGCGCACACACGGGCGGGGGGACGCAAAAACCAGGCAGCCAUGCGGAGGAAAUCAAGGAUAUUGUUGUGCUUUGCUGUGCUGUGGGUGCUGGGGAUAGCCUACUACUUCUACUCGGGGACAGCGUUGAGUCGAAAGGAUGACUGGGUGUCCAGGGACUUGUCCGGUAGGACCAAAGGUCACAACUCUGACGACAAAGCCCACGGCCCGGAGACACUGCCACCAGACAUGGGAAUGGAGCUUCAGAGCUCUGGUAAGGUGCGCUGGCAGGAUUUUGACCAGGAUCUGUAUGUUGGAGCCACGGUGGUCCGGCCAGGUCAAGACCCCUACGCCAGAAACAAGUUCAACCAGGUGGAAAGCGACAAACUCCGAAUGGACAGAGCUGUACCAGACACGAGACAUGAUCAUUGCAGACAUAAGCAGUGGAAGUCAGACCUGCCGGCCUCGAGCGUUGUCAUCACCUUCCACAAUGAGGCUCGCUCUGCUCUGCUGCGGACUGUGGUCAGUGUCCUGAAGAAAAGUCCACCUCACUUGGUCAAAGAGAUCAUUCUGGUUGAUGACUACAGUGAUAAUCCUGAGGAUGGAGCGCUGCUGGGGAAGAUUGAGAAAGUACGCGUGUUGAGAAAUGACCGCAGAGAAGGCUUGAUGCGAUCAAGAGUUCGUGGUGCAGAUGCUGCCACAGCACCAGUCCUCACCUUCCUGGACUCUCACUGUGAAUGUAAUGACCACUGGCUAGAGCCGCUGCUUGAAAGAGUGGCUGAGGAUAAGACACGAGUAGUUUCUCCCAUCAUUGAUGUCAUCAACAUGGACAACUUUCAAUAUGUCGGCGCCUCUGCCGAUCUGAAAGGAGGCUUUGACUGGAAUUUGGUGUUUAAAUGGGACUACAUGACUCUGGAGCAGAGACGAGCCAGACAAGGCAACCCGAUCGCUCCUAUAAAGACACCAAUGAUAGCAGGUGGCCUCUUUGUCAUGGAUAAAGAGUACUUUGAGCAGCUGGGAAAGUAUGACAUGAUGAUGGAUGUAUGGGGAGGGGAAAAUCUCGAGAUCUCAUUUCGUGUGUGGCAAUGUGGCGGCAGUCUGGAGAUCAUCCCCUGCAGCAGAGUUGGCCACGUCUUCAGAAAGCAGCAUCCUUAUACCUUCCCCGGUGGCAGUGGCACUGUGUUCGCAAGGAACACAAGGAGAGCAGCAGAGGUGUGGAUGGACGAGUAUAAAAACUUCUACUAUGCCGCUGUCCCCUCAGCAAGAAAUGUCCCCUAUGGGAAUAUCCAGAGUCGUUUGGAGAUGAAGAAGAGAUUAAACUGUAAGCCAUUCAAAUGGUACCUGGAGAAUGUCUACCCUGAGCUGAGGGUCCCAGAUCACCAGGACAUUGCUUUCGGAGCCCUGCAGCAGGGAGGAAACUGUCUGGACACCUUGGGUCACUUUGCUGAUGGUGUGGUCGGCGUCUAUGAAUGUCACAAUGCAGGGGGAAACCAGGAAUGGGCUCUAACCAAGGAUAAAUCGGUAAAACAUAUGGACCUGUGUCUGACUGUGGUGGACAGAACAGCUGGUUCCCUCAUCAAACUACAAGGCUGUAGAGAGAAUGACAGCAGACAGAAAUGGGAGCAGAUCGAGUCCAACUCGAAGCUUCGUCACGUGGGCAGUAACCUCUGCCUGGACAGCCGCAGCGCCAGGAUGGGCGGACUCACUGUGGAGGUCUGCAGCCCGAGCCUCACCCAGCAGUGGAAGUUCACUCUCAAUUUACAAUCGUAGGGGGCGCUCCAGAUCCCCGGAAGACUCGGUAUAGCGAAGAGAAACACCUACAGACUCCUGAGAUGCGGCUAAAAAGAUGAAUAGACUCAAGAAGAAAGACAAACUCUUCCUCCUUCUCCUCCUUCCUCCUCCACAGAGGUACAGCCAGUCACGUGCGCACCCUUCUCUCACCCAUCUCCCUAAACGAUGAGCCACGCGUAAUGAAGGGAGGGGCCGGGAGACCCAAAUGGAGUUAACAGGAACCUGACUGCAUGUGGUGGAUGGAUGGUGGCGAUCACGAGGAUAAAGGAGACGAAGAGGCUUUUGUUUCAAAAAUACAUACCUCAGUGUUUUCUCAUUGAUGGUUCCAGCUGCAAACGGCGAAAUUGUUCUUCUCCUUUCUUUAAUGCUGGUGGAAAGAGAAUUUUUUGGUGUACUUGUUUUAUUUUCUUAUUCAUAUUUUUUAUUUCUUGCUGUUAACUGUCCACAGAGACUUGCUUUUUUUCCUUCUUCUUCUUCUUGGAAGCAUCCUGUAAUGGCAGAUGGAGCCUUCAGGUUGUGGUUCCGGGGAGGUGUGGGUUGUUGAGUGAUGUGAAGGGAGGAAAUGGACUCGAGGCCUUGAGCUUUUCCUCUCGUUUAUUCUCACUGGUUUACAGAGUCAACCGAGAGAAAAGAGGCAAAGAAUGCAGUUUUUCUACAGACUCUUUCUUGGUGGAGGUGAAGACAAUCUGGGAGGGUUUUCGCUGCUUUGCAUGGGGUUUUUUCCCCCCCCCUCAGAAGUGUUGUGAAUGCCUCCCUGAAGAUUUUCCUGUCUUUGGGCUGUAGUACUGGCUGCUGCAGCCUCCAAUACUUCCACAGAGAAAAUACCCAGAGAAUAAGUCACCAGUCUCUCUUUUUUUUCCUUUUUCUUUUAUUUUGGUUUACUUUCUAAUCAAAAAAUGGAACCAACUUUUAAAAGGAUGUUUUGAGUUUCAGAAAGACCAGUGAUUAAAAUGGUUUUCUUUACAUACUCUCGCUGCUCUGUGCCUGCUCCCCGUGGAGAGGCUCAGUUUUAAUCUUUUUUUUUUUUCUUUGUUUUUCCUGCACAGCUGCUUUCCUUUGCCUGUGUCUAUAUGUUGCCAUUGUGGAACGUUUACUGUCUAACAAUCACAUCUAAACUGGAUUCAUGUUGCAGCUUGUUCUCCAGAGCCAACAGGUGUUGCCUGCUAAUGUGGCAUUUCUAAUAACACAGUAAUGAGAUUACCAGUAAUGUAGAGUUUGCAUAGACGUGACUGAGAUGAUUGCUUCUCCUCUUCCAGCACUUUUACAAAGUUAAAGAAGAAAACUACACUUAGACCUUGCAGGAGGAACAAUGCAACCCUGCAGCAAAGUAAAGUGGGGUUUGUUUGGGUUUUUUUAAUUCAUCGAGGUGUCAGACGUCCGUCUCUCUAUUGACAACGGCAAACUGUGCUUAUUCCAGCCUGAGAGCAGAUUUCAUGCAAAAAGAAAAGUCUCGACAAGUAGCGAAGCAACUUCUGACUGCAUGUAUCGCCGACAUGUUUCCAGCGUUGCACUGAGUCACAGUGAUUUACAUCAACAUAUUUUUUUUCCUCUAACUUUCCUGUUAGAUGAGCCAUCUGUUCUGAAGUUUGGAACUGCAGUAAACAAGGUUUUACUGUUUGUCCUCACUCUGUUUCUGCAAGAGGAGAGCAGAUUUUUCUGAUUGCACAAGCAGGACUGCACAGCUUUUGCUGAUGCAAAGUAGAAAUAAGAAUACUCUUUCUUUCUUUUUUUUCUUUUUUUCCUGCCACACUACUAUGCAGAUCAACAAUAUCUUGGUGUCAUGAAACGGUGCAGUUUUUGUUACCAGGUGGUGUUACUGAUACGAUUUGCAGUACAUUUAUCUGUUUCCGAGUCCAUUAACUCUUGCCUUUUAAAUAGUUUGUUUGUUAUGUUUUGUUUCUAAUCUCCUUUAGGCUUUCACAUCACUUCCUCAUCUUCACUGCUAUGAUCUCCUGUGCUGUUAGUCACCGAUGAGUAAUGACAGUGGAGUUUGGGAAAAUUGCGCUUGAUUAAAUUUAGUGUGACUCAUCACUUGGCGACCUCAAGGCAACUACAGGAACACAAAAUAUUUCUGAACAGAUGUACAGUUUGGGUACAGGAAAGCUGAAAUCUCAAGUCAUCUUUAAAGUCGUGCGCUCUCUGCUUUUCUCAGUCCUUCCCGCUCUCGUGCACACUCGCAUCCGAAACUCCUUUGGUUUUAUUUUAUUGAGCCGCCAACUGACAAAGACAGCUGGCCUCGGUUGCUUUGCUGUCUGAUACUUUUUUUUCUGUGUACCUGUUUGCCUUGUCUUAUAUGUUCAUUUAUAAGUGGGGUGAGUGGAGCUGAGAAGGUCAGCUGAAGCUGCAGCUGGUUUGAAAAGCCUAUCCUGUGACUUGACAGGUUGCUGCAUUGUGCUGCAGGGCAGGGGACCCACAACAUGGCACGAGGCCAGAGAGAAACUCAGGCAAGGCCCUGCUUAGAAAAAUUUGGUGUUGCCUUUGAUGCUAAAUCCAAAGGCCCAAAUCUGAUUUCAUGAUGAUGUGUUACUUUAAACAUGGAAAAGUCUGGUUUGGUUUGGAAAAUGCAAAACAAAAUGAAACACUUUCAGUGUCUUAAGUAAGCAUGGUUGCAAUACAGGAGAAGCAUUAAGUGAAAUUUAGGUUUGAACAUCAGUUUUUCAUUUCAGCGUGUGCUGUGAAAUCAGACGCUUCAGUGGAGAUUUUAAAGGCAGGUUACAGGAGAAAUAAUCUUAUUAAAAGUAGAAAAAUAUAAAAAUGUUUAAUUUAGAUGUAUUCUUGAAAGGGCACCAUUGAAGUUUUUUUUUGUUUUGUUUUGUUUUCUUUUUAGCUGAUUCUCAAAGGGUGUAAAUGGGAAGAUCUGUCAUAGGAUACAUGCAAAAUCUGUCUCGGUUUAGAUGUGUGCAAGUACACAUUUUAGUAGUUAGUUCAUUUACUUUUUCAUCGCCUUAUCGUCUAGAUUAUUGCAGAAAUUGUGCAGCCUCUUGAGUAGUGGUGAUAUCUCAGUCAGCAUAAAAUAAGUGAAGGUUUCCAACAUGCUGAGGUUUUAUUUAGUAGUUUUUAGCGCCCUCUAUUGCCACACAUGAUCAGCUGCGAAACAAAAAAAGGAAGAAGGACUUGAGGUAGUUUCUGUCUUUGCUUUAUAAGAUCUCCAUGUGAGUUUGCUACUCCGCAGAAGCCGACUGUGCUCACCUGAGUGACCAUGUCAGUCCUGUCUGCAACAGUUCCCGUGUUGUCUGAAGCCUUUUCUUUUUAAAGCUAGUCUUAUACUUGUCAUAAGGUUUGCUAUUUUAUUUCUUAAUCUUUUUUAUGUUACACACAGAAGAAAUGACUGUAACACUUAAGUGCAGCGCCUCAUUUCAAAAGGAUGGUUAAAUGUUUACAUCUUUUGCACAACGUGCCAAAUUUCCUUUUCCGAAUUUGCUGUAUGAUGAAGAAUAAGAAGGGGUGAAAGUCUUUGGAAAACAGUCUCGGAGGACUUGUUCCGUGACAGGUUGCUUGCAGUGUAAUGAGUAUCUUCCCUCCAGUCUCAACUUGUAGAAGCCACUGUGGCCAGGACUGCUGUUAUCUGCUGGUCUUGUGUCAGUUUUAUGAUAGAGAGGGGAUUAAAAAUGGUCGUUUGCGUGUUUCCAUGUCUUAAAAACUUUAAAAUAUUCUUUAAAAUAUCCAUUAGAGGAGUAACAACUCUGAAACAUAGCUCAACAAAAGUCAUCCCCAGUAUCAUAUCAUGGUUCCAUCUUUUCGUAGUGCGUUUACCUGUUUGGAGCCAUUUAAUCAAAAGUUAAAGCGUGCUAGGCUGCAUCACAAUAAUGCAGAACAUUUUGUUUUGGUUGUGAUCCAAUUAUGACCAAGUGAUCUUGUGCGUAUAAAAAACAAUUUUAGGUAUGAGCCAAAAUGAUGACGCACAAACCAAAAAAUGCCUAUUGAAAUAAAUUCACAAGGGAAAACAUCGAGUAAGAAGAAUAUUACUGACAAUCCUGCAGAUGGUCGUCUUCUUUAAUAACAUAAAACAUGAGCUUGAGUCAGUAAAUAAGAGCAUCCUACCCACUGAGCCACUAGACAUUAUUUAUUUCGCUAUGGAGGGAAACAAGGGGUUAUUUGCUAGAGUUAAACAAGAAAAGGAAGCUUGAAGCAAAAUCUUUGUGUUCGUUCAGCUUUUCCUUUAAACGGAGAAAAGUUCAGUCACGACUUGUCAAAAACCUGGGACGUUUUCCCCCUAUCGGCCCACCUCAAAUCCCCUCAUAGGAUUAACAGAAGAAGGGCCCUCUCUCUAAUAAGUGAAAAGCCCUGCUGAGACAUCCAGCUCAGGACUGCUUAAGCUUCUCCGUCUUCUACGAGCGGCUGUGCCAAUGUAAAUGAGUCGGGGCACAAUAGGGGCAGAUCAUGCACAGCAGACAAUACACUGUAAAAGUCUCAUCAACUGGUAAUGACAGAUAAUAACAGUAAUCAAUAUGGGUGGGAUAUGGGGUGGGGUGUGAGCUGGUGGGUUAAUGUGUUUUCCGAGAGGCAUGUGGCUCUGAAUGGCUGGUAUUCACAUUACGAGGUGGCUGAUGCAACCCGAGGGUUCACACAUGUAAAAGUGUAUAUUUUUGUAUAUACCUACAUCAGUGUGUGUACAGUAUGUACAUAUAUACACAGUGUACUCAGCUGCAGUUCCUAGUUUUGUUGUCAGACUGUACAGCGCUUCUAACUGUUCCCUGUUUUAUAGAUAAUGCAGAAAUUCAACUUUGAAUGAGGAGAAAUGAUUAACUUAAAUAAAUACAUUUAUAUAUAUA